AUGAUCGGUGAAGCGCAGCGGAGGAUCGAAGAAACGCCAGUGGAUCCAAUCAAGCUUCCCAAAGUGAGUGGUUCGUUUGAAGUUGAUCCGGCUGUUGAGGAGGCUCUCCCUGUAGAAGCGACGAAGCUCCUUCACUCUUUUCAUUAUGCCGAGUCGCUGAGGAGCGGAACGGCCAAGCUAGCCGUGGAGUUACCGAACGGGAAGAAAGAGUCCUAUUUUCUCAAGAUUGCUCGAGGGGAAUCAGGAGCCCAAAAGUGCGAAGGAGAGUAUGAAUCGCUCAAGGCCAUGCACGCAAUCUCCCCUGGAUUCGUCCCGAAACCCUAUGCCUGGGGUAAGUGUAAGAACAGCGAGCCGGAAGCAUACUUUCUUCUAGAGGAGUUUCGAGACAUCCUUGUGCAGCCCGCAGAUCCGUUCAAAUUGGUGACAGGACUUGCAGACCUUCAUCGUCGCUCCGAAUCGCCGACAGGGCAGUUUGGUUUCCAUGUCCAGACAUGGCAUGGCGAGAUUGCGCAACAUAUCGACCAGUGGGAUGACUCCUGGGCUGCUCUCUUCGGCCGCCACCUCGGACACAUUAUGGAAAUCGCCCAGCAUAUUUUGAACUGGCCAGAAUUUGAUCUGGUGUGCAAGCUGACUUUGGACAAGGUCGUGCCGCGGCUACUUCUUCCUCUGCAGGAAAAUGGCCGCGUUCUUAAACCGUCUCUAGUCCAUGGGGAUUGCUGGGAUGGCAAUACCGCAUUAGACGCCCAAACUGGCGAGGGAUUUGUUUUCGAUGUGUGCUCGUUCUACGGCCACAAUGAGUACGACAUCGGCAAUUGGAGGGCGCCUAGACACAGGCUAAGUGACAAAGCCUACAUCAACUGUUACAAACGCGAGUUUCCCGCGUCGGAACCCGCAGAGGACUGGGAUGCACGUAAUUUACUCUACAGCCUGACCUUCAACAUUGGAAAUUUGAUCAAUAUCCCAGGCUCGCAACAACGAGAAAUAGUGUAUGAUGACAUGAUGACCCUUUGCCGCGCAUUCUGUCCGGAUGAUCUACAGAUGGAGAUGGCAAGGCUUUGA
Molecule: messenger RNA, 1059 nt
Organism: Cladophialophora bantiana CBS 173.52
Lineage: Eukaryota; Fungi; Ascomycota; Eurotiomycetes; Chaetothyriales; Herpotrichiellaceae
Exons: 5
Coding region: 1-1059 (352 amino acids)
Source: RefSeq, a predicted model, not a curated record